Molecule: messenger RNA, 4212 nt
Organism: Durusdinium trenchii
Lineage: Eukaryota; Dinophyceae; Suessiales; Symbiodiniaceae
Source: the annotation of a GenBank genome assembly
AUGUUGCAGGCCAAUGUCUACAUGGACCAUCAUGGCUAUGUCUCGGUGGACGAACUCAUCGAGCUCCGGGCGAAAAGCUUCAGCAAACCGACCAAUUUGUACGAGAUCCGCCUGGUCGUGGAAAACUGCCCAAAGCAGCGCUUCGAGCUUUGGGAGGACCACCGCUGUGGGCACGGAAGUCCAAUUUCGUUGUUUCGAAAUGGAACCGGAGUGAUGAGCGGAAUGCGAGAGGAUUGUGACAUCGCGGUGUUCAUUGACAUCAACCGUGCAAUCCAAGCGGGCAUCAAGUUUGUGCAGUCCAGCAAUGGAGUAAUCCUCACCAAUGGUGAAGCCGAAACUCAGACAGUGCGCCCGGCAUUUUUCUUGAGGGUGCUGUGGUUGGGACCAGAUGGCCAGCAGCUCGUGAUCUUCGACAAGAAUGGGGAUCAGACAGACACCUACCGAAACGAUAGCAAGGAUUUCAACACAGCCCUCCAAAAGGCAGAAUGGGCGGAGCAUGCAGCCAGGGUGAAGCCACACCCAAAGCGCAUGCCAAUGCCAAAGAAGAUGCCUGAUUCUAUCAGGCCAGACAAGGGAGGCAUGCGCCCCCCUGAGCCUGAAGCGCCGCCCAAGAGCAAAGGCGACAAAGGCCUGGCACCGGCUCAAUCCAAGGCAAGCCCUCCUACCCCACCAGAGGGUUCACUCGCACACAUCAGUGAUGCACCAUGGCGGAAAGACGCCCCAGUGGCAGCUCCGCGUCGCCUUGCCGAGGAGGAUUGGGAUUGGGAAGACCACGAAUAUACCGCACGGCGACAUACGGGCUCUCAGCCGAGCAGGGCGGAGAGGUCUACUUCAGCUCCGCGUUCCUUGGAACAGGAUCCAAAGGGGGUGAACAAGGAAGAGUGGGAGAGAUACGUGGGGCAAGGCCAGCCCGUCCAAGCUACAAUUACAAUUGGAUCCUUACCAAGUUGGGCUGUGGAAUCUCAAGCCCCGCAGGAUCAGCUCAUGAUGUGCAAUCAGGCGUGGCAUUGGAGCGAAGGCUCCUCCGUGCCUCGUCAGGACGCUGGGCUCGCUUGGAACAAUGGCUCUUCCUUGAACCAGGAAACUCACCCACUUCAACCUGAUGUACUGCCAAGAAAGCCGCGACCGAGCAGUGCUGAAAGAGAGGAGGCCUACUUGCAAGAAGGCAGUUGGUAUGCGAGCAGCCGUGGUAAUACCGAGCAGCUUCGCUCCCAGGCCUAUGUGCAAGAAGACAAUGGGUAUCUGAACGGCCGUGGCCAUACCGAACAGCUUCAGUCCCAGGACCCUGCGACCGCUUUGAGCAAUGGCUCUCCUGUGAACCAGGAGAUUCAGACACUUCAACCUGGUCCACUGCCAACAAAGCCGGGUCUGAACAGUGCUGAAAGAGCGGAGGCCCAUCCGCAAGAUGGCAGUGGGUACUUGAGCGGCCAUGACAAUACCGAACAGUUUCACCAGCAGGGUGCUGGAUCUUGGGGCGGCAACAUCGGAAACAUCUAUUCUUGGGGCAAUCAGGCUGAAGCGGCUGAGGACUACCCGCAGGAAGGCAACGAGUAUCCAAGCGCCCAUGGCAAGACACAACAGCAUUACCAGGGUCCUGCAUCUCCCUGGAGCAACAGCUGUUCUGCGAAUGAGGCACCUCAGCAGCCAAGAAAGGUUCUACCACCGCCCAGAAAGCACCGCCCAGAAAGCGCUGAAAGAGCGGAGGACCUACAAAGUGGAGGGCAUUCGAACGGCAACGACAUUGUGCAAGGGCAGAGUAGUCAGGAUCUCUCGCAGUCGCUGAUGGUAGCGCUGCAAAAGCGGCUGGGGCUGGACCCAAGCUCGACGACUUCAGCUCCGGUUGCUGCUCCUGGGCCGUCCGCACUGCAGCACGCGCCCAUGGCUUCUGUAGAGAAGGCGUCAGUUGAAUCGCAGCAAGUGCCGGUGAAUGCUGCAAGCCAGCACACUGCAGGGGAGGCGUUGAUUGAAGAGCAGAACAAGCCCGCCAAUGAUGCCAGUGGCAUCCUUCAAGAAAAGGUACGCCCGGUUGAACCGCAGCGAUGGCUGGCGCAUGCUGUAAGCGGACACGCUGCAGGGGAGGUACGCGCGGCUGAACCGCAGCGAGUGGUGGCGAAUGCUGCAAGCCGACACACUGCAGAGGAGGUACGCCCGGUUGAACCGCAGCAAGCGCUGGCGCAUGCUGUAAGCGGACACGCUGCAGGGGAGGCGUUGAUCGAACCGCAGCACAAGCGGGCAAAUAGUGUCAGCGACAUCCCUCAAAAGCAGCAGCCUUAUCCAUUCAACAACGAUAUCGUGAAGUAUGCAGAGUCGAAGAUGUCCUUGAAAGAGGAAACGAGAGACGCUGAGACGAAGAAGGCUGCUGAGAAGGCGAAGGACCCGGUAGAUCCACUUGAAGCGCGCUUCCAGAGAUUAUACGAGGGUGGGGAACUUCAUCAGGAUGAGAAACUUCAUCAGGAUGAGAAACUUCAUCAGGAUGAGAAGCUUCAUCAGGGUGAGAAACUUCAUUUUUUGAAAGGGACACUGAAGCAGAAGCAAAUCCAGGAGGAAAAGAAGCUGCAGAAGCUGGAGGGGCAGAAGGAAAAGCGGGUGACCAAAGUGUCUAGAAGUCCAUCUGUUAUAAUCAGUACCUCAAACGAGUCCAGCUCAGAUGAAAGUGAGUCGAAGCAAAGCAGCAGGCAGCCCAAAGAUGGGUCGGAAAGUGAGACUGGAUCCGUCGUGGAAGUAAAGCAAGGUGAAAAAGCAAAGAGGACACUGCCAGGGAAGAAGAAAAAACUGCCUUUGCCACUUCAGUCUUCUCAAGGUCAAAUUCACGUCUCAAAGCCCUCUUUGCAGGUGCAAAGCAGUGCAACUGCGAAGUCUUCACAGCCAUUGCAGCCAACUUCAGAGGAGAAAGGGCAAUCGAGCGAGACAAAGUCGACACCGGAGCUAGCUUCGAAAGCAAAAGCUCAUGCAGACUCCCCACAAAGAUGUGCAUCUGCUAAGUUUGCGCAGAAGACAUCCAAGCAGCCAACUUCAGAGGAGAAAGGAAAGAGUCACUUGCAGACGAAGUCAGCACCGGAGCCGUCUUCUGAAACAAAUGGCGGGGUUCACUCGCCGCGACGAAGUGUACCUGCUAAGUCACAGCAGCCAUCACAGCAGCUGGCUUCAGAAGAGAAACGGCAGGCUCACUCGCAUGAAAAGAGUGAGACAAAAUUGAGGCCGGAGCCAACUUCUGAAGCAAAAGACAAACCUCACUUGCCGCAAAAAGGUGCGCCUGCGAAGUCUGCACAGCAGCUUAUUUCGGAAGAGAAACGGCAGGUUCACUCGAAUGAAAAGAGCAGUGAGACAAAGUCCUCACACGAGACAACUACAGAAGGGAAGGGCCGUGCUCACUUGCCACAAAGCAAUGCACCACAAGCGCCUGUGAAAAAGCAGGUUGACUCAGUCACUUCUGAGGCGAAAGGUCAGAUUGAGGAGCCGAAGAGACGAUCCAAGUCCAAGAUGAAGAAGGCAAACAAGCCAAGGCAGAUGAGCUCUGAUUCAUCCUCCUCUUCUUCUAGCUCAAGGAGCAAAAGGAGAAGUAAGCGGAAGCCUUCAAGAAAGGCGCAUGGCCGACGGCGGCAAAGAUCUCGCCGACGCAGAAGCCAUAGUCGCCAUAGUCCUUCGAGUUCUUCAAAGAGUUCUUCAAGUCAUUCAAGACGUUCCAGGAGUCGUUCCAGGAGUCGUUCAAAGUCAAGAGGCUCGAGACACCGGGCGAAACGGUCACGUUCCAGAGGUAGAGGGACGCGAAGAAACCCUUCUCCGAGUCCUUCUCCGCUCAAGAGGAGAAAGGUUAACCUUACUCCCAGAGAUCAUUCUCAUUCUCCGAAGCAGAAAGAAGCUUCAGGCAAGAAGAAGAAUCAAGACUCAAAAGACUCAAAAAAAGCCAAAGAUGCAAAAGACUCAAAGGCAUCAAAAGGGGCUCCAGCUCGUUUAAAGGCAAGCAAGGAUCCUCCAAAGCCAAAGUCACAAGGAGAUGCCUCUGGUCACAAAGGCCACACACGGCGAGAUUCUCCAUCCGGCUCCUCUGAGAGGGCUUCUCUAUCCGAGGAAAAGCGUAACGCUGCAAAGGAGAAAGCCCUAGAAGCUAUGGAAAUAAUAAAAAGGAAGAAGAUUGCAGAGAGUGGGCAACAGAGCUCCACGACUAAGAAGAAGACUCAAAAUGAGUCAGAAAAGAAAAGUAAGAGGAAGUGA